AUGCCGCCUCCCAUCGACCCGGAAACUAUUUACACUAAACAAACUUGCAUCGGCGGUGGAAGCUUCGGUAAGGUGUUCAAAGGUCUAGAUAGACGCACUGGAGAGUCAGUGGCUAUCAAAAUCAUUGACGUCGAGAAUGCUGAGGACGAUGUCGACGAUAUCAUCAAGGAGAUUGCGAUUUUGUCCGAGCUGAAGUCUCCCUAUGUUACCAAGUAUCAUGGCUCAUACCUGAAGGGGUCCAACCUGUGGAUCAUCAUGGAGUUCUGCGCUGGUGGUAGUUGCCACGGUAUCUUGCGACCUGGGGUGAUCCACGAGGAGUACAUUGCCAUUAUUCUGAGGGAGCUUCUGCGCGGGCUGGACUAUCUCCACAGUGACCAGAAGCUGCACCGAGACAUCAAAGCUGCCAACAUUCUUCUCAGCGCGAGUGGUCAAGUUAAGUUGGCGGACUUUGGCGUGUCGGGACAACUGUCGGCAACAAUGACCAAGAAGAAUACCUUCGUAGGCACUCCGUUCUGGAUGGCUCCCGAAGUCAUCAAGCAAUCUGGAUACGAUUACAAGGCCGAUAUUUGGUCCUUGGGUAUUACGGCAAUUGAACUGGCCUGUGGUGAUCCUCCGUAUGCCGACAUUCACCCAAUGAAGGUGCUGUUCUUGAUUCCCAAGAACCCGCCCCCCACCUUGGUAGGCGAUUUUAGUAAGCCUUUCAAGCAGUUUGUUGAAUUGUGCUUGCGCCGAGACCCUAAGGAGCGGCCAUCAGCCAAGGAGCUCCUUGAGCAUCCGUUCGUGAAGCGUGCCAAAAGAACAACCUACCUAACAGAACUCAUUGAGCGCGCAGAGCGUUGGCAAAUAACUCAUCGGGGUCAAGACGACGAGGACGAAUAUGAUGAUUAUGACGAUAGGGAAGCCGAUCAAACAGCAAAUGCCAGAACCCAGGAAAAAGAAGACCUUUGGGAUUUCGGGACCGCUCUGACACCAACGCGCGAACAAAUGAGACAGAGGAGUGGGAUUUGUGUGAUGCGGCACCCCGACAAGCCGGAGCACCCCAACCCCCGUCGCACGCUCAAGUAA
Messenger RNA from Penicillium verrucosum, 1065 nucleotides. RefSeq names its product STE20 family serine/threonine-protein kinase. The transcript is spliced from 5 exons. NCBI's taxonomy places the organism in Eukaryota, Fungi, Ascomycota, Eurotiomycetes, Eurotiales, Aspergillaceae. Bases 1 to 1065 code for a protein of 354 amino acids. Gene Ontology annotation, molecular function: protein kinase activity; ATP binding. The record is from RefSeq and is a predicted model, not a curated record. Gene Ontology annotation, biological process: protein phosphorylation.